UACGCUAAAAAAUAAAAUAAAUUUAAAAACUAAAUAAUAAUAAAAAUCCAUCGAUCUCUAUUCUUAGCCCAUUUCCUCUUCCUAUAUUCUCUAUUCUUCAAUUCUCAUCUCGCAUUUCUCUCAACAACAAAUCUUACCAACAAAAUGGCUUCACCGUCUCCUCCGGUUCUCCCCAUCUCUAAUUCCCAGCCUUCCAAUGCCGCCUCAGCCGCAUCAGCCCAGUCGCAGCCUCCCAUCGCUACUCCAGCCUUCCGCGCCUUCAUCAACCAAAUAUCUGACUCUGUCCGCCAUGGCAUUUCCCAGCGUCGCCCCUGGGCGGAACUCGCCGAUCGUUCCGCCUUCUCCAAGCCUGAAUCCUUGUCUGAGGCCGCCCUCCGUGUCCGUAAGAAUUAUUCCUACUUUCGUGUCAAUUACUUGGCCGUUAUUGCCCUCAUCUUGGCUUUCUCUUUGCUUUCGCAUCCCUUGUCACUCUUGCUCCUUCUUGGUCUUUUGGCCGCUUGGCUAUUUCUUUAUCUUUUCCGCCCUUCUGAUCCGCCUCUCGUCCUCUUCGGCCGUACAUUCACCGAUCGUGAAACCCUCGGGUUGCUCAUUGUGGUUAGCGUGGUUGUGGUUUUCCUCACGAGUGUCGGAUCUGUUCUCAUAUCGGCUCUCAUGGUGGGAUUGGCUAUUGUUUUUGCUCAUGGUUCGUUUAGGGUGCCUGAAGAUCUUUUCUUGGAUGAGCAAGAGCCUGUUGCUACUGGAUUCCUGUCAUUCCUUGGGGGUGCCGCCUCCAAUGCCGCUGCGGCCGCUGCUCCUGUCGUUGCUGCCCGCGUUUAAGAUUUGAUGUGAUUUACGGGAUCGAGAAAUCAAUAUAGUACUCUCUUGAUUAAUUCAAGUUUUUAGCUUUUGGUGGACAUAAUAAAUACAAAUUCCAUAAUUUUGAAGCGUUUUCAUUUAAAAUUAGGGGGAAAUUUGAUAAAAUUUGUAUGGAUCUAUGAUGUUUAGUAUGAAAUUCUAUAUUAUAUUCUUGAGUCUAUAAAGUUUUCAAUUCUUAGGAUGUAUUUUGAUGGUACAGGCUGUAAUUGAUUUACAUAUCGUAACAAUAAAUUCUUUUUUUUUUCUUUGA
Molecule: messenger RNA, 1105 nt
Organism: Manihot esculenta (cassava)
Lineage: Eukaryota; Viridiplantae; Streptophyta; Magnoliopsida; Malpighiales; Euphorbiaceae
Product: PRA1 family protein B4
Exons: 1
Coding region: 145-816 (223 amino acids)
Biological process (GO): vesicle-mediated transport
Cellular component (GO): endoplasmic reticulum; Golgi apparatus
Source: RefSeq, a predicted model, not a curated record